This is a messenger RNA of Phytomonas sp. EM1, 930 nucleotides long. The record is from the annotation of a GenBank genome assembly. NCBI's taxonomy places the organism in Eukaryota, Euglenozoa, Kinetoplastea, Trypanosomatida, Trypanosomatidae.
AUGCGCGAGGAAAAACGACGCGUGCGGGCGCGCGAGGACGCUGCAGAACGAAACGGAAAAGAAAGAGAAGGGGAUCGGGCGCGAUCGGCGGGCAAAACGACGCCGGCACCCCACCUUCUUUCGGAUUCCUUUACUACAGCCUCCACCACGAGCGCGGAGGCGGAGGGGGGGGGCAGCGAAUCGUCAGCGAACACAUCGUUCGAUAGGGAGGGUGGUUUCACCGACUUCAGGGCUUGGAGGCGGUAUGAAGACGGUGCGGCGAUGAUAGGGAAUAGCAUCCGUGCGUUUCCUACCGCCAGCGCCGCCUCUUCUUCUUCGCUACCUCCUCCUUUUUCAUUCUUUCCAGCGUUGUUGGAUACGAAGGAUGAGAUCUGGGAUUCGCUAAUCACCUCCUUCCUCGAAAAUGUGGUUCUUCGGCAGGGAAAAGAGUUAAAUCCGGGGUCGGGCGCGCGUGCGGCGCCGUACUUUCCGCUUUACGAGUGUACGGAUGAGCUGCGAUGCGCCUCAACGCUGCCUUUAUCUGCCGUUCAGCAGCAACGCCUCCUGGAGCUUCUCACCACGGCCGAUUACCUAGGUGAUGCUCUUCUCACGCGCAGCUGCUCGCGGUACUUCGUUUCAUGGCUAAUGCAGGCCUCUGAGCACGAUCUUCUUGCAUCCUUCACGCCCGCGCGCGGCGAGAUCGCGAGACCAACAGCCUUUGGGGAAGACUUUACUGCUAAAGAUAGAAAAUCAGAAGCCAAAGGUGUUAAAGCAACGUACGAUUCAACAGCAGAGACUAGUGUUCAUAUCGAGGACUUUUCUACUCGGAAGGAUCCUUGCGGAGGUGCGGAAAACCGCUGUGAUAGGCUCUGCCUAUCAGCGGAGCAACGACUAGCUUUGCUUGCUGAGGUAAAUCGAACUAAUGCGAUGUUUCUCGAACCAUAUUGCUGA